Messenger RNA from Thermothelomyces thermophilus ATCC 42464, 2523 nucleotides. RefSeq lists its product as uncharacterized. The coding region runs from base 262 to 2379 and encodes 705 amino acids. The transcript has 3 exons. Gene Ontology annotation, biological process: regulation of DNA-templated transcription. NCBI's taxonomy places the organism in Eukaryota, Fungi, Ascomycota, Sordariomycetes, Sordariales, Chaetomiaceae. The record is from RefSeq and is a predicted model, not a curated record. Gene Ontology annotation, molecular function: zinc ion binding; DNA-binding transcription factor activity, RNA polymerase II-specific.
UCCGAUCCAGGGCUGUUUGUCUGUCGCAGGCAUUCCCUUGUGCGGAACCUUCAACUGCCUCGAACGAUUUCCGAGUUGCCUUGCGGACAGUGGCCAGUCGUCCGCUGCCGUCGCCGACGGCUCUUCACUCCAGUCUGUACAAUUACCCUGCGGGCGACUGGGCAUUGUUCGGCGCAGCAAGGCGGUAUUCUGUAGCAUUGGUUUGUCCAGCACUCCAGCAACCGCGCUUAGCGCGAGCCAUAGCGUCCUAAACGCGCAACCAUGGCGUCGACCAUGGAUCCAGCACUACCCCCGACCCUUCCCGCCGACGCUUCUGGUGAUGCACCCCGAAGGAAACGACGGUCUUCUAAGAAGGUGAAGUCGGGGUGUGCCUCUUGCAAACAGCGGCGCAUUAAGUGUGGCGAAGAGCGACCAGAAUGCUACAAUUGCAGGCGCAGCGGCCGAGUGUGCGCCGGCUACCCACCGCCGCCCCGGAGCGCGAGGCCGUUCGAGGAAAUCAAGAUCGCCCCGAAACCGAUUGCGGCCGAUACGGCGAGUGCGCCACCACCCAACCACCGGCCAGUCCAACUGCCUCCCAGGCGGCUCACGAAGCCCUACCGACGUACCACGCCUCCGAUGACGCCCGGCGCCGCCGGUGCUCCGGUGAUGCUGUAUCGCCCGUCGGUAAGCCUACCAUUCACCGACCAGGAGGGCCAGUACUUCCACCUGUUCCGUGAGCAAACGGCGAGCGAACUCUCUGGCUUCUUUGACUCGACCUUCUGGACCCGCAGUGUCCUGCAAGAGUGUCACUCAGCACCGGCGAUACGCCAUGCCGUUGUGGCGCUGGGCGCUUUAUACAAGACGCUCGAGAAGUCGAACGAGUCACCACCGACUUCCCCCUAUCCAGACAGGGACCCGGGGGAUAACGCGAUGCGGCACUGGGAGAUGGCAUUCAGGCAGUAUUCCAACGCCUGCAAUGCGUUGGUCAAGGCAGAGACCGCCGAUUCGACCUCGAACAGGACGAGGUUGAUGGCAAGCGUGCUGCUGGCAUGCUUUGAUUCCUUCGUCGGCGAUCACAAGCAAGCCAUCGUCCAGAUCCAGGCGGGGCUGGGGUUAUUAGAACGGUUGCGAGCCCAGAGGAAAUCGGCCUUUCUGUCUGCGUCCGACGAGCCGGUAGAGGAGGAGCUCACCCAGAUGUUCACUCGGCUCGCGAUUCAGGCCAAGUCCUACGACAUGGCCUUCCACUUCCCCCAGCCCUGGGUCGUGCGCCUGACGUCCAGCCAAGGGCAAGACCCCGGGUCCCCCGCAUCGGACGCGUCAUCGCCGAUAGGCAUCAGCCAGGAGCCCAUCCCGGACCGCUUCGCAUCUGUUAUGGAAGCGCGCCUGGCUUGGGAUAGGCUCUGCGAGCGCAUCUUCCGCUUCACCGAAAUCAUGUUUGCCCACGCCCAGAACGGCGUCAUGGGCGUCCUGCCAGCGUCGCUGCAACAGUACGGCGUCUCUUUCAAGAAGGAUAUCGAGGCCUGGUCGCAUGCUUUUGAGCACAUCCUCGCAUCUAGGACCGCACCGGGCGUGAGCAGCCAGGAGAAGGCCGCCAUCGCCGUGCUCAAGAUGUUCCAGACCAUGGGCAAGAUCCUCUUCCUCAUGACCUUCAGCGACAGCGAGAUGCAUUUCGACAACUUCACGCCCUACUUCAAGACGAUUGUCGAACUCGCACUGGAGGUGGUCGGUGAUGAAGAGCGCAGAGCGGCCGCGAAGCGAUGCCCAGAUCCGGCAUUCUGCCGUCACCAGAGCCGCUGCGCGCCUAAUAUCUUUGGCGGCCGCGAGUAUGCCGCGCGCCACAUCAAGCCCAGCUUCAGCGCCGACCUGGGCAUCGUCCCGCCGCUCUACGUCGUCGCCACCAAGUGCCGCGAUCCGCACAUACGUCGGCAAGCCAUCCAACUGCUGCGGAGCAGCGCUCGCAGAGAGGGCAUGUGGGACAGCGAGUUGACGGCUCGAAUCGGCACCUGGAUCGCCGAGGUUGAGGAAGAAGACGCCAGGUUGUUCGACAGCACCUACGGGAACACGAUGCCCACGCCCGGUUCCAGCCCCGUGGAGACAAACGCCCGGCCAUAUGCCGGCGGAGAUAGCCCCCACUCUCGGUCGCGCUCGGAAUUCGCUGACGGCCAGUGGGGGAGAUCCGUCUCUCCCAGCGCCGCCUCGAGCCGCGCUUCCUCCUCCAGCACUCACUCCCUUCAGCAAAACCAAGCCAAGACGAUACCCAUACCCGAAGAAAAGCGCGUCAUGGUGAGGGCAGUCGAGUUCGAUCUGCGCGAGCGCUCGGCCGUCAUACAGCUCGGCUCGAGAAACCUCAAAACCGGCACACCGGAUUUGAAGACCAGGGUUACCAGAAUUACGUGGUAGCAUCUUGGGAUGCUUUCUUCUUCUUCUUCUUCUUCUUCUUCUUCUUCUUCUUCUUCUUUUCUUCUUAUUGAUACUUAUCCUCAGCUCUCAUUCGAUUCUUCCCAAAUACCCUCAGGACUGGUGGAUAGCAUCAGCCCCGGAUUG